AUGCCUGACUCCGCCAAACACCAGAAGGAUACGCCCCAGAUGCUCCAGAAGGACGUGGUACUGCCAGACAAUUAUCCAACUGCGCAGAAACUGGACGAAGUGCAGCAUGAGCACUUUGCCAUUGCAAAGAUAUUCGCGGACUUUGAUGAAACUGGUCUUGAGCCGGAAGGUGAAGCACCAGUACCAGCAGUAUCUGUGGCUCAAGACGCUGAGAGAAUGGCCGAGGAGGGCGUUGCGACGCCAGUGUCGCAAAAGAUCCAGCAAGCCAUCGGCAAGUCGUUGGAACCGCGAGCUGACCAUGAGGGUGGAGAUGCAGCGCUGGUGCCUCCAACAAGGCUGAGGUGCAACGACACAAGCGAGAAGGCCGUUAGCCACGAGAAGGUUACGAUUGCACAGUGGUUGUCUGAUCCUCCUCCACUUGAGCUUGGCGAAGUAUCAAGCCACAAUCCUGAAGGAGCCCAAGAAGGAGAAGGAGAACUUGCCCUUGCAGCCCAGGCUUGCAGCGCCUCGCAGUGGCUGGAGCAGGGCACAGAGAUGAAGAUCCUUAAGGAUGCGCAGGCUGACAGCCCAAACAAGCUGACGUGCUUGGAAGAUGAGGAUGCUACACUGCUGAAGGAGGUUGGCAACGCGCCGCCCGUCUACAUGCCAGGGGUCAAGGAGGCCCUGCACUCCAUGAACGUUGCAGCUGCUUCGAUUCACCGGAAGUGGAUCUUUGGGGGAUCGCAGGGCAUGGAUGGAGUCCUGGAGCAGUGCUUGGAGACUAAAGAGCAGGUGUCCAAUCUCACCGCUAUCCUCAAGCUUCUCGAGGGAGAUGUUGAUGUCAUCCGGCGUGAGAACUUGCAGCUCCGGGCUGCUAUGCGGGACCGCCGCUACGGCAGUGGCAGCCUGCAAGAUGGUUCCGAAGAGACUGGCCUCGGCCCCAUCGAGAGCCUGCGUAGCGAGGAGACAGUGCCUCAUGGACCCGUCAGUUCAGAAAGGGUUGCGGAUGACUUCGAGGAAGCAGGUCCUGCAAGUUUUCCACAGCCGGCGGGCUGGGCUGCCCAGUAUCCUCCUGCCGUCCUAGGAAAAGACUGGCGUGGAGAUGAAGGCUUGACAAACGAGAAAGGCAUCCUGAAGAAGGGCGAUGCCAUGCAAGAGGAUGUUGAGGGUCACGAUGCGGCGCAGAGACAUGGACAGAGCUAUCGGCAAGGUAGCCUCAGUCUAGAUGAAACAUCAAGUGCGUACAGCAAGAAAGGCUCGCCCUCAAGCAACGCUGCAAGCAGUGUUCACACAGCAAACGUGAGAUCGGAUGCUGCCAAGAACAAGCAGCGGUCCCCAUUCAUGACUGUUCAGGUUCCGGCAUCAGACGCGCCUCCCCACAUUCCUGGCAUCCCGCAAGAUGAAGACACUUGCCCGUCUGUGUGGCCUGCCUUUCUCGCCCCAAAAGGAGCAAAGAGUCACACUCAGAAAAGCCCCGCAAGCCUGGCAAGCUCGGGCUCAAAGUCUCGCGGGCCUCGGGAGCCUCGCCAGUCUCGGCGAGAUUCAAAGACCGGGAGGACGGAGCGCUGCCCUAAGCCGAAACGUGAGUCUCAAGAGACAUCGGCCGGUGGAGGACGCUUCCGCAAGUCUCAAACAGACCUUGAGGAAGACGCAGAGGCAGCAUUUGAGGCAGCUGCAGCAGCAGCUCGGCAUGCUGCCGAAGAAGCAGCUCAGGCUGCCAAGGCAGCUCAAGUGCAUGAGCGGGUGGCGGCCCAGCAGGAAGCCCAAUUGAAGCAACUUGAAGACCAGUUGAUCGCUGCAAAGAGGCGCAACGAGGAGCUGGAGGCUGCAGCUGCCAUCGCAGCUCGCAGGGAAGAAGAGCUGGCGGUACAGGCUGCAGAGAUGCAGGAUCUUGCAAGCCAGCUGAACAUCGCAAGGCAGCGGAACCAAGAGCUGGAGGCAGCCGCGCAUGCCGCAGAGGCCAUGCAAGCAGCACAAGCAGCACAAGCAGCACAGGCUUCACAGGCUUCACAGGCCGCAAUGGCCGCACGAGAAGCAGCAACUGCGGCCUGGGCGUCUGCACGACCAAGGGAUGCUAUGGAGGCCCGACACUCCACGGCAGAAUUUGAUGAUGUCAUGAUGUCCUGUGAUUACGUGCUGGUAGCCAGGUGGCGCGUGCAGCAGCAAUGCGCGGAAGGCCCUCGCCAGCUCAGGUGCAAGGGGCAAGGGAUCCAAAACAGAUUGGCACACCUUCAUGCCGGAACCUUGAUGGAGGAGUCUGAGGAUGUGGCAAGAGCGGCUGUGGCCUGGGCACCGCCCAUGGCGGUUCCCUCCGAGGCUUGUGCAAAGUGCCUUUGCCUUUCUGUGGUAGUCUUUUCCAUGCUUUUGCCGGCUGCAGCUGGCAGGGCGCAGGCAAGUCAGAAGAGGGUGAAACAGCAGGCCGCAAUGGCCAUGCCGUACAGCACAUUUGCGCAAGCUGGAUCUUCUGACAAGAUCUCUGCUCAAGCCUUCGUGCCUGGCAAAAGGAAGAGGCUCAAUGCCUUGGCGGUUGGCCUCAACAUUCUGCUUCCAACGCUGGCCUACGCAACUGUGUUCUGGGCCCUGGCAUUCACUGUGCGCUAUGAGACUCCCCGCCUAGCCUGGUCCAUUGCUGCAUCGGGUCUUCUUGCUGCUCUCGUAUCGUAUACUGUUGGCAGAUGUUCUCGCAUCGUGGAUGCACAGCCCAUGUGGUAUGCCUUUUUUGCGAUCACGCUGGGGCUCGCUGUUCUGAUGGGAGCCAUUCUGGGUGACUACACUUUCCUCAGCACGAUGGAGGCUGCAUUGGACUUCCAGAACUUGAGCAGUUACCCUGCUGUGGACCCUGCUCGACAGAAGGGGCAGCAGCUGAUGGAUGCGGGUCGAGUCUACUUCGCUUCCGGCAGCAGGCUUGACUUCACAAAGUCGAUGAGCUUCUAUGACUUUGAUGAGUACUGUGUCGUCCCCAUCGUAAGUGGGGAUGAUGAUCUAGCGUCAUACGAUUUCUGGGCAGUGGGGGUCAACUGUUGCAGUGGAUCAAAGCAGCUCUUUCGGUGUGGAGAGUACAGCAACACACACGCUCGAUCAGGCCUUCGCUAUCUUGAUGAGGGCAAGCGGCAAUACUUUCGACUGGCGGUGCAGCAGGCGGAAGCAGCCUUUGGAAUCAAGGCCAACCAUCCACUCUUCUUCACGUGGACCCAAGAUCCGCUUACGAUGGUCACCAGCAAGGUGGAAGCUGCGUGGAGGUUCUAUGGCGUCACCGCACGGCAAGCGCGAGGAGAUGCCCUGGUGGAGGAGCCACGGCGGCACAAGAGCGCAGGUGCGCCUGGCAGACACAAGCUCAAGGACAGCGCGUUCGGCUCCGUUCAGCCUGGAAUACAGAACAUCCAGCGAAUGAGCGAGCUGGACAAGUCAGACAGGGACCAGAAAACAUCCGGUGCGAGGACUAAGCCAGACCGCGGUGGACAACGCGCAGGAGCAAGCUCCUCGACAAAAAAGGCCGACGACAAUCCACCUAGCAGCAUGCUUAGUUCAGAUCGUUCGGAUCGCAGAGGUGUGGCAGCGUCAAAGAGUGGCGGAGCCUUCCCAGGCCUCACCAAGCAGCUGCCAGAGUCACCAGAGUCCCCAACGUCGCCACAAUUUGAUCCGAGCGCAGGUCGGCAGCGAGGCCGCGAAGUGACGUUGACAGAGGAGCGCUUCUUUCAACCGCCGCCGUGUUCAUCGCAAGCGGAUCAGCGCAGCCCAGGCAUCGAUGAGCGUGAAAUGGAGGUCAUGAUGGGGGUUGACGAAGACGGCGACGGUGCGAGAAGCUGCUGGCCGUCUCAAGCUGUUUCGAUCAGCUCCAUCGGGUCAUACAUGCACAUGGAGGAGCCAACAGAGGUGACCCCAGAUUCGCUUGGCCAAUCUGCCGGCUGGAAGAAGCUGCGGGCAAAAUAUGGCACGGCUGCUGCCUUCGAACAGCUGCUGCAGCAAGUGAGAGCGCACAACAUGCAACAGCUAUACGAAGACGAUUGGACACAUACACUCGCGAGUUCGCCGGUUGGUGCAGAUGGUCCUGGAUCUCGUGGGGUUGUGAAUAUCUUGGAGGGAAUGCUGAAGGAAGGGCAGAUACGAGGAUCUGAAAUUGAUGAUAAGCCAAACAGCGAAGAUGAAGAGGAGGACCGAUCUUUGGCAGGUGGCGAUGAGGGCGGGUAUGGUCCGAACUGGCGCAAAGUGAGACGGGCAGUCGAAGUUGCAUCGGCAUUCAAUGGCCUGCUACAAGACGUCAGGGACAAUCAGGCUGGCAGUCUCUAUGACCGUGAUUGGAAUCGUCCCGGGUUUGGAGGCAGCACCAAAUUGAUGGGGCCAAGGAUGCCAACCCAGUUUUUGGGUUCUCCAUUGACCGGCUCGCAGCGACUCAGUCGAACGGCUCGGCUUGACUCUCCGCCACGAAAUGGUGCCAAAUCUCAGAAGCUGACCAUGGUCUCCAAGUCCAAGUCACAGAAGGUCGUCUCCACAGCUCAUGCGACCACCCCUCGCUGGACCCAAGUUUCCUCGCCCCAGAGCUCAGUCUCUUUGUCAGACACGAUGAACUCUCCACCAACAUCCAGGCCUGGUUCGAAGACGCUCUCUGGCAGAGCAGAGUCCCUUGCAAUAACCGAUGGGUCGGAGCUUCCAAGUAGCAGAAAGAAGCAGCCAUCAACAACUUUCUCUGAGCAUGUGGGAUCAAACAGCAAAGCAGCCUCAAGGGUGGUGUUAGACUCUCGCACAUUACCGCUGGAAGUCGCUCUUGAUGCUGAUGAUGACGAUGCUCCGGGCACUCCAGAAGCUGAUUCUCGGCAGCCUUCCCUGACACUCUCGGUAAGGGAGGGCUCCAUGGUGCUGGCCCAGACUCCAUCGCUGGCAAUGUCUGUCAGAAACGGAUCCAUGGCGUUGUCGGAGAAGGUCGAUGAUGACCCUCGGGACGAAAGCUGGAGCCUUGAGCUGCUCGUGCGUCUUUCAGCGCUUGGCUCUUGCAGUGCGACCUGA
Symbiodinium pilosum is the source of this 4980-nucleotide messenger RNA. The record is from the annotation of a GenBank genome assembly. Lineage: Eukaryota; Dinophyceae; Suessiales; Symbiodiniaceae.